This is a messenger RNA of Strongylus vulgaris, 417 nucleotides long. NCBI's taxonomy places the organism in Eukaryota, Metazoa, Nematoda, Chromadorea, Rhabditida, Strongylidae. The record is from the annotation of a GenBank genome assembly.
AUGAAGAUCGUUUUACUCGUCGUAUUGGCUGCUUCAAUUGCAUUUGCUCAGUUUGCUCCGCAGUAUCAACAGCAGCCACAGCAAAUAUAUGCCACGAAACCGUUUUUGUACAAUCAACCGGCGACACGAUAUAACCAGCUCAGAACAAACACGAACACUGGUUAUAGCAGCUCCAACGCUAACUAUAACAACGGUUACAACGCCAACAACAAUGGUUUCGGUACCACUGGCUACAGUAGUAAUUACGGCACUACUCCAUCCUUAUACAGUACUGCAAACAACAAUCCAUAUGCAUAUCAGACGACAACACAAUAUGGAACAAACCGGCUAUACGAUCAAAAUGGUCAAUGGAAUGGUGUAGCAUCGACGACAGCAUUGAUGGCUGUAGUUACCACAGCUAUUGCAUAUCUUUUGUAA